AUGCUUCAUUUAAAUCUGAUUAUCAUUUCAAAAGUGGAAGUCUUCGAGGCUAAAUAUCUUCCACAAAACGUCGCUAUGGGGGUCGUGAGGCCUCUCAUUCUCAAUGAUAAAUGUAAACUUUUUCUGGGUCGACACACGUUUUAUGAGUGUGAAGCUCUUGAUUAUCAUCUUCCUUACAGUAUUGAAAAUCAGUUCACACAACUCCACCUUACACCUUCCAAUCUAAAUAAUUACAGAGUGCUUUAUGAGCUCCAACCGCUAAAGUUAAAAGGGAAACGUUAUGUGUGA
Molecule: messenger RNA, 288 nt
Organism: Clunio marinus
Lineage: Eukaryota; Metazoa; Arthropoda; Insecta; Diptera; Chironomidae
Source: the annotation of a GenBank genome assembly